CACUAAACAGAAUUUGGUCUCUCUGGCUGACCAUACUUUGGCUGUAGUUCAGAAAUACUGUAAUAUGUUCUCAUGCCCUUAUCCAGGUCGUGGCUCGAGAAACAGACGAAGGCUCUGCACUGAACAAGAUUCAACAUGAGACAUUUACUGAAUUUGCAAAAGUUGGCGAGUCGCAGUUUUAACACGACCUCCAGACAUUUGGGAAACAAGGUGUCAGAGUAUCAGAAGUUAUUUCAGGCGGACAAUAAUCUACCCGUCCAUAUCAAGGGAGGGACUCUGGAUGUCCUGCUGUAUCGCUUCACUAUGACAAUCACCAUUGCAGGAACUGGAUUCUCCCUCUACUGGCUUUUGCUUGCCUGUCAGCCCAGGAAUAAAUAAGAAAGAAGAGUAUGUGUAUGUAAUAAGUUGUGACACAACACAAACUUGCAAUGAUAUUAUAUUGGAAAUCGUAUGCAAAAUAAAUGGUUUCACAGCA
Molecule: messenger RNA, 475 nt
Organism: Brienomyrus brachyistius
Lineage: Eukaryota; Metazoa; Chordata; Actinopteri; Osteoglossiformes; Mormyridae
Gene: cox7a1
Product: cytochrome c oxidase subunit 7A2, mitochondrial
Exons: 4
Coding region: 136-378 (80 amino acids)
Biological process (GO): mitochondrial electron transport, cytochrome c to oxygen; mitochondrial respirasome assembly; regulation of oxidative phosphorylation
Source: RefSeq, a predicted model, not a curated record